Messenger RNA from Komagataella phaffii GS115, 1554 nucleotides. RefSeq lists its product as uncharacterized. The transcript has a single exon. The record is from RefSeq and is a predicted model, not a curated record. Bases 1 to 1554 code for a protein of 517 amino acids. NCBI's taxonomy places the organism in Eukaryota, Fungi, Ascomycota, Pichiomycetes, Pichiales, Pichiaceae.
AUGAGUCAAAUCCAGUCAAGCCAAGUGGGGGCGAAAAAUAUGCAAACCGCACAGCCUCAGGCUCAACAAAGACCAAUCAAUGGGUCUGUGACCCUGAGCAAUGGCCAGAGGAUAAACCCUCAGAACUUGACUCCACAACAACAAAGAUUAUUGCAACAGAAAGUACUGCAUCAGAAACUCAAAAAUUACAAAUUUGCCGAAACGAGUGAGGAGAUACUUCACAAGUACGAAAAAUUCCCUCCCUCUUUGACUUUUCACAUCCACGAAAAUCAUUAUAGAUUUGGCGAUCAGGAUGGGGUCAUACCAAAAAACUCAAGUGUUAUUAAGGCUUUCCUGGAGUAUGUUGCACGAGAGGAAAUACCACCGGCGUUGAUAGAGGUAACCAAGGAUGCUGGUGUUCAACUAUAUGAAGGGUGUAUCAUACUCAGAAUAUAUGACCAUAGACACUUGGUCGCCCAUAUCAAUGAUGCAAAAGAUUCUCAACACGUAAGUUCAGAAUCGUCCGCUAACAACACAAAUAAUGAAAAGAAAGAACCCUCAAAAGUUCCUAAGACUUACACAACUAUUCUCAGACCAACGCAGUUGUCAUUAUAUGCUGAUUUGUUGUACCAAACUGAUUAUUUACAAGUUAGAUUUACAGACUCUUUGUCUUUGAAUAUUGAAACGGAAAUCCUAACAGCCUCAAAAAGAAAUCUUGACCUUUCUGUUCCUUUGAACCCUCACAGAGCCACGGCUAAUUUGAAACCAGAGGUAAAGUAUCCUUAUUACGACCCUGAGACGGAUACCGUGGUGCAUGAACACAGGCCAGAUGCUCGUGGUAACAUGGUGAAUGCAGACACUGUUGACUACAGGAAAUUGCAUGAGGAUAUGGCGCAGCAUGGCUCUGACUAUGAGAGGUUAAUGCUACUGUUGAGUGAUAGAUUCGAUGACGACUCCCAGACACAGGGUUCCUCUGUCACCUCCAGCCAGUUCAUGAGGCUGAGGUUUGUAGAAGCUUGGAGGAAAAAGGAAGAACGUCUUCAAGAAUCCGGAGGCUCUAGUCAACGUCAGAGACCCCUUCAACCUGGCCAGAUUCCGGGGAUGUUGUCAAGCUUUAGUAGUAAUACAGGAAACAUGAAUACAAUGUUGGACAACUUAACACCACAGCAGAAAGCUGCUAUUCAACAAAGAAUGAUCCAGCAAGGAAGAGCUCAGCCACAGCAGCAGCAGCCAGACCAAGAGCAACUACAAGAGCAGCAACAACAACAACCGCAACAGGCCAUGUCACAACAACGUCAGCAGCAAUUACAGCAAUUGUAUCAACGGCAGCAACAACAUAAUCAGCAUCACCAGCAAAACCAAGAUGAACUCAGUUCUUUGGAUGACAAGAAGAUAAAAAAACCUCCAGCUAAAAAGCAAAAGAAAAUGACCAAAAAGGAAAUGACUACACUUCAUCAAAACGUAGCGGGGAAAACUAUCCCUUCAGCUGAAAGUACUCCGCCCACAACAGCAGCCAACAAGAAAAGAGGCACCUACAAGAAAAAAAAUAAGUACAUCCUAAUAAUAAAUGAUUAG